GCUUUGGAAAAGAAAUGCACUGAAUUUACAAAAUCAUCCACUGAACUAGUAGUACUAGCCAGGAGUAGUAUGCUGUAGUACUCCAGGAAGUAGUGCAGAUCCAUCCUACCCAACGCAAACACACUGCAUUUUCAUAUGUCAAGCGACGGCGACGUGCCCAUGGCCGACGCCGACGCCGGCAAGGUCCUCGACGCCAUCGCCACAAGCACCCACGCCUCCGACGCGCAGCACCACCCUACUACCGAGAGCGCCCUGGCCUCCGACGCGCAGCAGCACAUUGCCACCGAGAGCGCCCUGCUGGCCUCUGAGGCGCAGCAGCACCCGGCCGCCGGGAGCGCCCUGGCCGCCGCCGCCACCGCGCCAGCCAAGGAAGCGGCGCCGCCCGAGCCCGACAGCCACUUCCUGGACCUGCGCGGGGAUGACGCCGCGGGGAGUUUCCUGGACUGUGAGGAUCUGGAGGAGCAGAAUCAGAGGCUCAGGGCUGAACUGGACGCCACGACGAAAGAGCUCGAGUGGAAGAUGGACAAGAUUGCAGAAUUGCAGGAGCUGGAGAAGGGUGCUUUGGAGGUCAACACACUGGACAUGGCAGGUGGAGAGAGCAAGCUGGCUGACCAUGAUCUGGCGCUGCAUGAGCUGGAGAAGAGUGCUGAAUUUUCACCUCAACUUUAG
Molecule: messenger RNA, 669 nt
Organism: Triticum aestivum (bread wheat)
Lineage: Eukaryota; Viridiplantae; Streptophyta; Magnoliopsida; Poales; Poaceae
Exons: 3
Coding region: 136-669 (177 amino acids)
Source: RefSeq, a predicted model, not a curated record